AUGGAUCAAUCCAGUACUUUGAUUGGGAAUUCUCUUUACUGGUUACAUACCUAUGCGGCGAUUGUGCUUCAUGACCAUGGUGAGUAUUUCGUACUUGAGUUUGAUCUGAAUAGUCAGAGCCUAGCCGUGACCGAGCUGCCGGCACACAUAGAACCCGGGUAUCACACAUUGAGGAUUAUGCCUGCCGAAGAUGGUGGGCUUGGCUUCAUCCAUCUCUCACGAUUCAAUGCCCAAUUAUGGAAGAGAAAGCCUGAUUAUGAUGGUUCAGCUGCAUGGGUGCUCGACAGAGCUAUUGAUUUCGGGGAACUUAGAUCAACUUGGAAGGGGGACUCCCUCACUUUAGUUGGGUUUGCCGAGGAGAGUAAUGCAAUCCUUGUAUCGACAGCUUCUGGUGUCUUCGUGGUCUAUCUCCAGUCAAUGGAGUUUAAGAAAGUUUCUAAUACGGUGUUCUUCUUUUCCCAUUAUCCAUAUGAAUGUUGCUAUGCUGCAGUGAUGUAA
Messenger RNA from Triticum turgidum subsp. durum (durum wheat), 498 nucleotides. NCBI's taxonomy places the organism in Eukaryota, Viridiplantae, Streptophyta, Magnoliopsida, Poales, Poaceae. The record is from the annotation of a GenBank genome assembly.